Molecule: messenger RNA, 1396 nt
Organism: Colletotrichum phormii
Lineage: Eukaryota; Fungi; Ascomycota; Sordariomycetes; Glomerellales; Glomerellaceae
Exons: 5
Coding region: 1-1164 (387 amino acids)
Source: RefSeq, a predicted model, not a curated record
AUGCAUCUUGACUCCCAGACUGUCGACAUCGUCGAGGUGCUCAAGAAGGAGAAAGCUGCCUUGAACGCCCGUCUCGAGGAGGCCACCAAGAAGCUCGCUGCUGCCAUGGAAGCUUUCGAGAGUGACAAGCAGGAGCGCACCAAGGCUGAUGUCGAUGCCAACAACCGCAAGAUUCAGUCCAUGAAUCUCGAGCCGAUUGAGCUUAUGGCAACCGAGCAUCACGUUCACCGCCCUUCUUCCUCUGGCCGGACUGACAGCUCUACCUGGGCCGAAUACACCGCCAAUGCCAACAUCGAGGACGCCAAGAACACCAGUUCAGAUGAGGACACUAUCGAGGAUUGCUGCUGGGGACAUAUCUCUAGAGAGUCUAAGGAUGCCCUUGGUGACCUGAAGAGCGUCAAGUCAUCUGAUUCUAUCGAGUGUUUGACCCCGUCUGACUCCUCUGCCCAGAGUAACCCCGCCUCAUCUAUAGCAUUGGUCGACUCUGAACCAACGAACCCGACUCUCCCCUCCACAUUGACCGAGCGACCACCACUCACGAUGGCGAAAAAGAAGCACCUGUCCAACAAGAAGCAGAAUAGGGGCAAGGGAGCCAAACAGGUUCGCAAAGAGGCCCGCAAAGAGGCUGCUCAGCAUCUGGGUGACCAGGACGAGCCCUCGAAGCAGGUUGCCAUCGACGAGAAGGGCAGGAAGAUGACAGUCAUCAUGGGAGGAGAAGCGGAGAUGGACAAGCUCUGGGAGCGCAUGCAGAUGAUCUUUGCUCUGCAGUUCCAGUCGAAGACGAUCUCCGAGUGGCUCGAGGGUGCCCGGGCAGCCCUUAACGCCCAGCCGAACAAGGAAGAUAGUGGCCAGAAGAACUUCAAGGAGUUGGAAUUGGACGUUGAAAGACUUGUUAGUCGCAUGAGAGAUACGAUCAGCGCCAACAAUAGGCAAGCUGCUCAGCAAGGACUUCAGACUUUGGACCUGGUCCCUGCCGACUUGCCGCUGGUGGAAGGUGUGCGUAUUGAAGAUGUUGUGACGGGAUUCGAGGCGGACCUGGCCAAGAUGACAAUGAGCUUGAACGAGUGCGUCAGCAGUCUAACUCAAGCCUCUGGCCUGGAGGAUCCUGGAAGUCUUGACUUUGUUCCAUUGGACAAUGAUAGAAUGCGCCUUAGAGGUGGCUGAGUGCCCCAAAGCUGGUGAGGUGGGAUCUUGCGCUUAGGCUUGUCUGUUCUGUCUUUGGUGAGGAGGUCUUCAAGGGGAUAUGAAGGAACAGGCACAAAGGAUGCUUUGUGACACGGCGUACCAAAGUCUAUGUGCCCAAGCUCCCGCUCUUUAACAUAGUCUUGUUGUUGCUGGAUGGCAACUCAAUAAAAGAGUUCAAUGGACGUCAGGGCAUCAACAACGCCCCUUCCCC